Saccostrea cuccullata (small rock oyster) is the source of this 1315-nucleotide messenger RNA. Its product is annotated as plasminogen-like. The annotation marks the transcript as partial. The transcript is spliced from 8 exons. The record is from RefSeq and is a predicted model, not a curated record. NCBI's taxonomy places the organism in Eukaryota, Metazoa, Mollusca, Bivalvia, Ostreida, Ostreidae.
GAUAUAUUGGCUGUUUUCAAGACCAGUCCAUCCGAACAUUGAAUGGAAAGCAUACGUCAUCAAACAUAAUGACUGUGGAAAUGUGUAAAGAAUAUUGUAAUAAACAAGAUGCUGAAUUUUAUGGUUUAGAGAGUUCCACGUCUUGUUUCUGUGGAAACCUUACAAAAGGUCUGAGAAAGCCAGAGAUAGAUUGUUCUUGCUCAUCUAUGUCAGGAAACCCUGAUCAGUUUUGUGGGGGACAUUGGAGGAUUAGCAUCUAUAAAAAUCGCUAUACAAUUCCAUUUGAGUGUGAAGAGAACCUUUCACAAAUAAAAUGUUCACCGAAAGACGGAAAGAGAACCAUUUGUGUUGUAAACAAUGCAGAAUUAGUCCUUAAUGUUGCACCAAGUUCACGUAACCCUUCAUGUGCACGCGGGGAGACGUAUGGAAGACACGGGGAUGAGAUAUGGGUUUCUGGAGAGUGUGCAGGGUUAUUUACUGUCUGCUUUAAAAAAGUGAAGAAAAUGGACAUCUCUAAUGAUUGUAUACGAACAGCGGACGGCCAUGAUUAUAAAGGUAGCUGGAACAGAACACAAUCUGGUAAAUCCUGUCAGGAAUGGUCCUCACGGUACCCACAUAAACACAGAUUCAACACUCUUACAAACAACUAUUGCCGUAAUCCCAAUGGAAUGCCCCACCCUUGGUGCUACACAAACGACCCUAAAACAAGAUGGGAAUUCUGUGGUCUACCACUUUGUGCUCCUCCGACGUCAGAAAAUGCAGAAGAAUGUUUAUUGGAUCCAAGAGGAGAAACUUAUUUGGGAUUAAAGUCAACAACCAAGUCGGGCUUGACAUGUCAAGCGUGGUCGAUCCAGUCUCCCCACGCCCACGCCUUCAGUCGUCUCCUUGACAACCAGAAAAACUACUGCCGAAACCCAGAUGGAGAGCUAAAACCCUGGUGCUAUACGACCAACAAAACUAAACGUUUUGAACUUUGUGAAAUCCCAGAUUGUGCUGCAUGCAAUAUUUAUCAGGAAGAGGGACCAGACUGCAAGGUCGUUUAUAAAGUGUCAGGAAAUUGCUAUUACAAAUCGCACUAUAGAAAUGAAUGUAAAUACACAGUGCGGCUCAGUAAAAGCAAGGAAGGUCAAGGAGAGGCGACCAUUAAGUACGGAAAGGAAUCCUUUAAAAUCCUGAAAGAUCAACACCUUCUGAAAUGUGCGUAUUUUAAGAAUGUGGGUGAUUACCUGCUCAUCGAGGACAAGAUGGCAGACAAAUGCUGAAUUAAAAUAAAUAAUUAUAUGUUGUUCUACCUUUCUGAAAAAAAAAUAUCGUG